Molecule: messenger RNA, 1639 nt
Organism: Rattus norvegicus (Norway rat)
Lineage: Eukaryota; Metazoa; Chordata; Mammalia; Rodentia; Muridae
Source: RefSeq, a predicted model, not a curated record
GCCUCGCCGCUCUCCCGCUCCUAGCCAGGUCCGGGCUGCAGCGUGGUCCCCGCGAGACCCUCAGCCGCUGUCGGCGCGCGCCCCAGCGCUCGGCUCGGAGGCGGAGGCGCAGCACAGUAGAGGCGGGUCGUCAGCGCUGGCUGCGCGCCGCGGUCCACCGCUCCGCUUUCCUUUGUCUCCUGCCUGCGGAGCCGGAGCGGUCUCGGUGCCCAGCGGUGCAGCCUCAAGAUGGCUGAUGGCAACGAGGAUGCUCGAGCGGAGGACAUGCCAGGCCCGGCCUUCGAAGGCUAUGAGGCCAUGGAGCUGGCCUGCCCGGCCGAGCGCAGCGGCCACGUCGCUGUCAGCGAUGGGCGCCACAUGUUCGUCUGGGGCGGCUACAAGAGUAAUCAAGUGAGAGGACUCUAUGACUUCUAUCUGCCCAGAGAAGAACUGUGGAUCUACAACAUGGAGAGUGGAAGAUGGAAAAAGAUCAACACUGAAGGUGAUGUGCCCCCGUCCAUGUCUGGGAGCUGCGCUGUGUGCGUAGACAGGGUGCUGUACUUGUUUGGAGGCCACCAUUCCAGAGGCAACACAAACAAGUUCUACAUGCUGGACUCAAGGUCUGCAGACAGAGUGUUACAGUGGGAAAGAAUUGAUUGCCAAGGAAUUCCUCCAUCAUCAAAGGACAAACUUGGUGUCUGGGUAUAUAAAAACAAGUUAAUAUUUUUUGGAGGCUAUGGAUAUAUACCUGAAGAUAAAGUAUUGGGGACGUUUGAAUUUGAUGAAACAUCUUUUCGGAAUUCAAGUCAUCCAAGAGGAUGGAAUGAUCAUGUCCAUAUUUUAGACACUGAAACAUUUGCCUGGAGCCAGCCCAUCACCACUGGCAAGGCACCUUCACCUCGUGCUGCCCAUGCCUGUGCAACUGUUGGAAACAAGGGUUUUGUGUUUGGUGGCAGAUACCGAGAUACUAGAAUGAAUGAUCUGCACUAUCUUAAUCUGGACACAUGGGAGUGGAAUGAACUAAUUCCACAAGGUAUAUGCCCUGUUGGCCGCUCCUGGCACUCACUGACAGCAGUCUCUUCAGACCAUCUUUUUCUCUUCGGAGGAUUUACCACUGAAAAGCAGCCACUAAGUGAUGCCUGGACUUACUGCAUCAGUAAAAAUGAAUGGAUUCAGUUUAAUCAUUCUUAUGUUGAAAAACCAAGAUUAUGGCAUACAGCUUGUGCGAGCGAUGAGGGAGAAGUAAUUGUUUUUGGUGGUUGUGCCAACAAUCUGCUGGUCCAUCAUAGGGCUGCACACAGUAACGAAGUACUUAUAUUUUCAGUCCAACCAAAAUCUCUUGUACGGCUAAGCUUAGAAGCAGUCAUUUGCUUUAAAGAUAUGCUAGCCAACUCGUGGAGCUGCCUUCCAAAACACUUACUUCACAGUGUUAAUCAGAGGUUUGGUAGUAACAACAGUUCUGGAUCAUAAGGCUUUGUAGAUAAUACUUCUGGUCUACUUGCAUGGAAAACAGCCCUGUAUUUGUCAGUGUCAUCCUUUGUAUAAUUAUAUCAUUGUUGUAGUUUGCAGCUUUCUGGGUUUUAUGUGCAUGUGAAUGGCCUAGAGAACCUAUUUUUGUGUCUAAAGUUUACAAUAAAUGUAUUUAACACCAAAAAAAAAA